AUGUCUGAUUUGGGACCAUUGAGUUAUUUUCUGGGUAUUGCUGUCACCAGGACUCCGUCCUAUAUGUUACUAUCUCAGCACAAGUAUGCACAAGAAAUUCUUGAGCAGACAGGUAUGGCCAGUUGCAAGCAUGCUGCUACUCCUGUGGACACUAAGUCCAAACUUAGUGCCGACGCUGGACCCCAGUUUCAUGAUCCCACUUUAUAUCGCAGUCUUGCAGGUGCUCUACAAUACCUCACCUUCACUCGUCCUGAUAUUUCAUAUGUUGUUCAGGUUUGUCUCUUUAUCCAUGACCCUAGGGUCUCUCACUAUGAUGCCUCAAAACGCAUCUUGCGCUACAUCCAGGGCACUAUUGAUCAUGGUUUCCACUUAUAUCCUUCAUCUUCCCUGCGACUGGUCACAUAUACUGAUGUUGAUUGGGGCGGGUGUCCUGACACUCGUCGCUCUACUUCCGGCUAUUGUUGUUUCCUCGACGACAAUCUUAUAUCCUGGUCGUCCAAGCGUCAGGCUACCCUUUCUAGGUCCAUUACGGAGGCUGAAUAUCACGGCGUCGCUAAUGUUGUAGCUAAAUCUUGUUGGUUGCGCAAUUUUUUACUCGAGUUGCAUUGUCCCCUGCGUCAGGCUACACUUGUCUAUUGUGAUAAUAUCAGUGCUAUUUAUUUGUCCAGCAAUCCGGUUCAGCACCAUCGUACCAAACAUGUUGAGCUGGAUAUUCACUUUGUUCGUGAAAAGGUUGCCUUAGGACAAGUUCGUGUUUUACAUGUGCCUACUCGGUAUCAGUUCGCAUAUAUUUUCACAAAAGGCCUCCCUCGGCAAUUAUAUUUGGAUUUUAAAUCCAUUCUUAGCGUACGUCCUCCUCCCGCUAUGACUGCGGGGGUGUGA
Molecule: messenger RNA, 882 nt
Organism: Beta vulgaris subsp. vulgaris (sugar beet)
Lineage: Eukaryota; Viridiplantae; Streptophyta; Magnoliopsida; Caryophyllales; Amaranthaceae
Exons: 1
Coding region: 1-882 (293 amino acids)
Source: RefSeq, a predicted model, not a curated record